UGGGAAGGACUGUGUCCGGGAAAGGAGGAGCAGACCCUUGGGUGUGGCCCCGGAAGGCCGAAGGGGCGGCCGAAGGGGCGGCCGAAGGGGCGGCCGAAGGGGCGGCCGAAGGGGGACCCGGAGCGCUUAAUAAGUGACAGAAAGACCACAUAAACAAAUGCAUCUGUAAACACACGGAUCCGGCGCCGGCUUUAUCCGGAAGGCAUCCUCCGUGAAGCUUCCGAGCCGAGAGGACUCGUCGUGCCCCCGAUCCCAGCGCUCUUCCGAGGAGGGACCGGACGGCAGGAUCGCGAGGAUGACUGAGGCCGAAGUGAACCCCAAAGCUUACCCGUUGGCAGAUGCCCAGCUCACCAAAAAGCUGCUGGACCUGGUACAGCAGUCCUGUAACUACAAGCAACUGCGGAAGGGCGCCAACGAAGCCACCAAAACCCUCAACAGAGGCAUCUCAGAGUUCAUCGUGAUGGCUGCCGAUGCCGAGCCCCUGGAGAUCAUCCUCCACCUUCCGCUGCUGUGUGAAGACAAGAACGUCCCCUACGUGUUCGUGCGCUCCAAGCAGGCACUGGGGCGGGCUUGUGGCGUCUCCCGGCCAGUCAUCGCGUGCUCUGUCACCAUCAAAGAAGGCUCCCAGCUGAAGCCUCAGAUUCAGUCCGUCCAGCAGUCAAUCGAGAGACUCUUAGUCUAGGCCCGCACCUGCGGCUCAGGUGUCUCUAGGAUCCUACCUGGGAGGGCCGUGUGGUUUGUGGGUGAAGGAUGGUGGGCAGAGACUGUUCUCAGGUGACUUUCAAUGUUAAACAUUUUUAUUGCUGUUA
This is a messenger RNA of Dromiciops gliroides (monito del monte), 809 nucleotides long. It is a transcript of the gene SNU13, whose product is annotated as small nuclear ribonucleoprotein 13. The coding region runs from base 296 to 682 and encodes 128 amino acids. The record is from RefSeq and is a predicted model, not a curated record. Gene Ontology annotation, biological process: maturation of SSU-rRNA; ribosome biogenesis; mRNA splicing, via spliceosome. Lineage: Eukaryota; Metazoa; Chordata; Mammalia; Microbiotheria; Microbiotheriidae. Gene Ontology annotation, molecular function: RNA binding. Gene Ontology annotation, cellular component: box C/D methylation guide snoRNP complex; small-subunit processome; precatalytic spliceosome. The transcript is spliced from 4 exons.